This is a messenger RNA of Aplysia californica (California sea hare), 924 nucleotides long. Its product is annotated as UPF0690 protein C1orf52 homolog. The record is from RefSeq and is a predicted model, not a curated record. NCBI's taxonomy places the organism in Eukaryota, Metazoa, Mollusca, Gastropoda, Aplysiida, Aplysiidae. The transcript has 3 exons. Bases 99 to 752 code for a protein of 217 amino acids.
CUUCCGUUUCAACUAGCAUCUAUUCAUUAUUGUAAAGUUUAAUAAUUUUGUAGCCCUAACUCAUUCAGAGUAAAAACCUAUCUAUUUUGCCAUAUAAUAUGUCAAAGACAACAGGUAAGCGAGAUCCAUUGUCUCGGUAUUUCAAAGACCUCGACGAAGAGGACAUAAGUAGUGGAAGUGAUGAUUCUAACGAUGAAGCCGAAGCCGAGGAACCAACGCCAGUUCCAAGAAGGGAAUCAACAAAGGCAGAACCGAAAGUAGAAGUUACUUCUUCAGGUACCAAUUGGGCAAGGUCCAAUGAUAAAACUAGCUCCAGCUCUCAGGGUCAGAGUGAAGAACAAUCUAAAGAAAACAGUUUAACAGCAGACAGUACGACUUCCCCCAAAUCCACCAGACUACCUUCAGCUCAUGAGUGCUUGAAACGCAGCAGUAAACCAGAGUUUCUCAGACUGGAUGAACAGAAAGAUGUGAAUUGGGAUUCAGUCCACAAACAGCUGCCAGGAGAAGACGAAGACCAACCAGUUACUGAGUUCAAGAGCAGUGCUGUCCCCCCUCCCAACAGCUAUGAACCAGUUACUGAUCCAGGGAUCAAAGUAGUUGAUUCUGAAGGGCGAAAACGGAAAACGAUAGAAGCAGCUAGCUGUGCUAUCUUUAACGCUGCGCGACAUAUGUGUGCCUUGACCCUUUGCUUAGCUAGGCUUGUGGGGAGCUCUUCGCAAGUGACUGCGCACUUGGUGGGAGAGGCAGGGUGAUGACUUGCAGGAUCAAAUGACAUCGAAGAAAGCAUACAGAGUGGAGGAACCUGAAUCUCAGUGAUGAACAAUGGGAAAGUGCAAUAUAUUAUACAGGGGAAUGUUUGGGGCGACAUCAUCUCACCUUUCAUUGUCAUGAAAUAAAAAGUAGAACAUUUCGAUUUUUAUAGAA